Molecule: messenger RNA, 8340 nt
Organism: Ustilago hordei
Lineage: Eukaryota; Fungi; Basidiomycota; Ustilaginomycetes; Ustilaginales; Ustilaginaceae
Exons: 1
Coding region: 1-8340 (2779 amino acids)
Source: RefSeq, a predicted model, not a curated record
AUGAAGCGCUGGAAACAGGUCAAGGAGCAGCUCGAUGCAAAGCGCAACGCUCCCGGCUCGAGCAACAACAACGAUGACCAUACACCGCCAUACAAAGGUGGUGGUAUCUCCUCAGCGUCCUUCUCCGAUCUUCGUGAGCUCAGAUCAGGCUCAUCGCACCACCUCAGAGAUCCAUCCAGCUCGAGCCUCCUGCCUCCCAUGCAAAAGAGCACAAGCCGCACCUCGCUCGACAUUCCAGGUCGUCUCAGCAACUUCAUGAACAAGUCUGCUUCAAGCCUCGACCUCAACUCUGCCGCUGCUGGCUCCAACAAGACCUUCGGUAACGCUUUGAGGAAGUUUCCUCGACCAAGAGUUCGAAGUAACUCGAACAACUUCAGCGCGAAUGAUGCGGCAACCAACAUCUCUCCCUCCAAGGCAAGCCCUCGCAUGUGGGUCAACAGCCUUUUGAACCAAGCCGGGCCAAGCACACAGCAUCUCGAGACAGCUGCUCAGGCUAGGUCUCGCGCCGAGUCAGAUGCUUCACGACCGUCACCUGCUCCGGUCAGCAGUCUUGUGCUCUCAAACGAUGGACAUGACAAUGCUGCCUCCACCUCUCGUCAAGUCUAUACCCUAGAUUCGGGUUUGCAACGCAAUACAUCUGCUGGUGGCCGAUCAGCAAGCAUCUAUUCGUCCCAUCUCAGCUCAGCUUCUCGCUCCACUCCGGAUCUGCAUCACAACUCCAUCACUCGACAUCGCGACAAUGGUGCUCUGCUCAUGGAUCUUGCUGGUCCUCUGCCUUCAAUUGCGCAGCGCGAAGACAAUAUCCAGUCUCCCUUAGUCGUGCGCAACCUGGAUGAGGCUCCGAGAGGCACUUCCACUCCAGCCAUCCCAGCUACUUCCGCUUCUGCUCGUUUGCAGACCGUCUCGAGGCUACGCAAUCCAUGGUCAGCCAAUUUACCACAGAUCAGAAGCGAGGAGGAUGAAGAUGUUGAUGCUUCUAUCGCACAUGAUCGAUCAACGAACCAGCUAGGACUCGGCGAACAAGCUGUUCUUGAUAUGCUCGAAUCUGCUUCGGGUGUUGGAAGUGCUGUGUCUGCGCUUGUGCCGCCGACGCCGUACCAGACUGCUACGCCAGGUACUUUGGCAAUGUCUCGUUCUUUUGCGAAUACGACUAGGUUCCAUAGUCCAGCUUCCGAGUAUAGCCAGGACUUCAAGUCGCCCUUCUUAGCCGGCACUUCCUCGCCAGCUGCUGGUGUUAGAGAAGCCAUUCGACAACGUGAGAUCCUCGACUCUGCUGCUUCGAUCAACGCUGCAUCCAAAUCUCAAAUCGUAGCCAGUCGCUCCACUUUAUCGCCUAGGACGAUUGACUUCCUCAACGCAGUCCCCUCCGACGGUUCAAAACCCCUUCGAUCAAACCAGACCUCAACUUCUGCUUUCUACCAGCGCAACAGGCCAUCAUCCAGCACCGACGACAAGUCUGCAUUUGAGACCGCCUCGCAAUUCAAGCGCAUCUCUCGUGUCCCUGUCCCUACCACCGAGAUCAAGCCCGCAUCCCCACCCACCUCUGCAAGCUCCAACGUCUUCUAUCGACAUGGUACAGUUGCUUCCACCACUUCGCAUCUCCCCAUCUCUCCCAUCGACAGCAGCUUGCUAGGGUCUUCAGCACACGCUACGAGCCUCUGGAGCAGACCAGGCAACGGUCCUGACACGCCUUCAACCACACAAGAAUCCACCUCGCCCAUGCUUUGGUCCGCAUCCUCCCUAGCACCUCCCAAAUGGCCAUCGCGCAGUCAGCACAGCCUACAGCAGACGUUGGAAGAUGGUAGGAAGUCGAUGUACUCUCUCGAGCCAGUGGUAACAUCGAGUUCGAUUGGGGAAGAUGAGGAACGUUUUUCGGAUCUACAGAUGCGGCCGUCGACUCUGAUGCCGAACUUGAGACGUCAUAGAACGGACUUUACGGAGGCGACAAGCAUUUUUUCUGGUGCUGAUGCUUUUCAGACUUCGCAGAAUAGUCUUGAGAAGGGUAUCGUUGCCGAGACGGUACCUGCUAUGGUCACGACGACAGAGGCGUCUACGACGGCAGCAGAAGCGUCUGCAACCGCAGCAAACACAACGGCGAGCCGCCCGCUGUCCCACGCGGGAUCGGUCAGCAGUUCUCUUGCUGCUAUCCGUGGCAUGUUCAGUAAAGCAGCUUCCUCCGCGCUUCCUCUGACAGGCUCGGUCUCCGUCUCGAACAUCUCAGCGACAGAUUCCCCUGGACGCUCUGCUGCAGCUGCUGAGCUAGCCACCUCGACCUCAGUCGCUGCUGCCGCUAAAGAUCUCGAAAACCGCUCUUCUCCCCUCUCCAGGCCCUCUAGCCCCGAGAAACUAUCAAUCCCGUCCUCACCAACCAAAGCCAAAGACCUGAUCAAAAUGUUCGAAAGCAACUCAGCCACCGGCUCCCCCGUCGAUCAAUCACAUUCUAUCUCCCGCGUCGUUACCCCCCGAAGACAGCUCUCCCCGACCAAGUGUGGAACAACUUCAGCUGCAAGCAGUCUCAACAACACACCGAAGCGACAGACUCCACUCGCUAUCUCCGUGUCGAGGUCGAACCUCGGUCGAACCGCGUCCAACAGUGUGAUGGAUGUUGCAGCUGAAGAAGCGUCGCCGGUGGCGUCCAAGUUGCAAGCGCGACGCUUUGAGGCGGGUAGGUUUAGGUCAAGACGCGCUGGAUUGAUUGGUGUCGGUGGUGGCGACGGUGGUGGCGACGGUGAUGAUGAUGCGAGUUUUGGUGGGUAUCCUGGUGAUGAGAAUGAUGACGAGGAGAAUGUGGCGCCCGACAGCUCGGUUGGGGAUGCACGUAGUGCUCAUAGUCGAUUCCGUUCGCUUGGUGUGGCUUUGCAGCACACGCGAUCGCAGUCGACGACUAACGAUAUUAGCGGAAAUGUUCUCAGCAGCGGCGGCGGUGGUGGGGAUAUGACCACGCCUGCCAAACAGAGUCCUACUCAUGGUCGUACUGGCUCAAACAGUAAUGACAGAGGUAGCAACUCGAUGAAAACCAGUCCAGGAAGUCUCGGCGGAAAAGGCGCGUUCAGGAACAGCGUUAUCGGUUUCAUGGGUGUUCUGUCCGGCAAACCAGCCAACGAUACCGCAGCAACACUUGGGCAAGGCGGCGGCAACCACACCCUCAACCCCUCCCACCUCCUCUCCGACCGCCGCAACAGCGCUAAAUCAGACCAAGACGACAACCUUAGCACCACUAGUGCCGCCACCCAAGGCACCACCGCCUCCUACCGUCGUAAAAAAGAAGAAGGCAACCUUCCGCUCUCCAACACCACCGCCAUCCAGAUGUCGAACCAGCCACCCGGUGCCAAACCCAUCCGAGCAGGCGUGCUGUACUAUUUCAACGUCCACAGUGCCAACCCACGCUGGCUUCGCGUUAAAGCUGUACUCUUACCCUCUGCUGUAGCUAUGAGUUGGAUCCCUUCCGGUGGGGGGAGGGAGAAUGUGGUGUUGGAUCUGAGAGCGUGUAGGGAGGUUCAUUCGGUUCCUAGUCCUGAUCAUCCGAGCAGUGCAAGCGAUGUGGGGGCUGCGUCUGCGAGGAGGCAGGGGUUGGAGUCGAUUAAUCCUUUCCAGCUGAUAUUUGAUGAUGGCGUGGAGAGGUUGGCAGCUGAUAGUGCAAAGGAGAGAGUGCAGUGGGUUACCGCGGUUUGGGAUGUGACGGGGACAGGGAGUCCACCGGCGGAUAGUGUAAGGGAUUUGGCGGUUGCGAAUUUGGGUCGUGAUGCGGUGCACAAUGGUGGUGGUGGGGGUCGGUCUGUACAUGUACAGGCUUCGCCCACGGGGAGAUCGAGAGGGCUGGCUGAUGUGAGUUCCACUCGUCCACUUGUCCCGUCACUAGGUGCUGGGGUCGGCGCAAUCGGAUCGCCCAAGAGACCUGCUUCGAUGAGGCCUGAAUCGACUAGUAACGAGGAGGCUAUUGAUCGAAUUGGGUCGAUUUGGAAGAGCGAGCUGUCGUCAGAGUUGACCAAUAAGGACAUGCAGGCUAGUAUUGGCGAAGCACUUGCGUCAGCAGCUUCUGUUCCACCGCCUUUGCCGCCGAAAGAGCCCAGACCGGCACUGUCACUUGGUACUCCAAAUCAGGCUUCGAAGAGCACGAAUUCCGUCCCUACUGGCAAAGCUGCAACUGCACCUACGCCGGUUAAGACGACUGUCUCUGCACCUUUGCCAAUCGCCACAUCAGCCAACAGUCCUGCUCGUUCGAAAGUACGCAGCUGGCAAAGACCGCCUCUGGACUUGAGCACGGGAUACAUUCACGAUCUCACGCCCAAAACGCUCACCCUGGUCACUCCCGUGACGGAUGCUAUCCACUCAACCCCGGCUCUGUACGCAAAAGAUAAGAGCACCAGUGAGUCCCUGCACGGCAGCUCGACUAAAGCGACUGUACCAGAAGGCGAUGCCCGCGAACGAAGCGUAUCCCUCGUCGCAUCUUCACCAGACAUGGACGGCUACGAAUCAGCCCGAUCUCAAGGUAGUCGUAAUGACGAAUUUGGACCUCGCACUCCCGUUAGUGAGGCCGUUUUCAAUUGGUCACGUCUCGACAAGGAGUCAGAUUUGAACCCUAGCGAUUCUGCGUCCCAACGUCCAGCACGAAGUGAAUAUGGGACAGUCAAAAGCAACGUUUUCGCCUCCGAACGAAAGAAGAGCGCCGGUGAAGACUCUUCCCAACCCCCCGACGCAUCAGGUCGUACCCCAGCCCAACUUCUACGAGAUACCGUUCUCGGAACGACCACCUCCGCAUCUCCCACCAGCACCCGACCUAACCGUCUGGGAACAGUAAUCGAAGAAACUCAAUCCCAAGCCCAAAGUACCCGUAUCAACGCUUCAAUCCGCAGUACGUCCCGCAGCAAACUCGAAGAAAUGAUCACCCACGCCAUCGGCAACAACUCUAUCAAAUCCCCCGCCGCAAAAUUCGCUCUCUCCCUAGUAUCUUCCGGUAGCAUCAGUUCGCAGGAUGUUGGUAAACUUCUUGAGAUUCUGGAAGAAGAACAGCGCGAGCGGCAAACUAAGGAGAAGGAGCUGGAAGAUCAAAUUCGAUCGUUCCAACAAGUCAUUUCUGAUUUACAGAAAAAGAAUUCGACUAGUAGCUCACAUCGUAGACGAAGCUCGACGACGUCGGUGGGUGGAGAAAGUAAAGUUUCGGCACGGGAUUCGGAGUUGGCUGCUAUGCAGGAGAAGCUGGAUAAGGUGCUUGGCCUAGUUACCAACGUCGUAGCUGCUCCUUCUGUUUAUACAAAGGCGAAGAGCGAGUCAGCUACCCUACUCAGCGGUGUGCAAGGGGGUGAGGAAGCGGAGUUGGCCAGAAUCGAAAGUGUGUUGGCAAAGCUACUCCGCAAGAUGCACGUCUCUGCGGAAGAAACACCCCUCAGCCCUCGAUCACAUGCAGCUAUCUCCUCCCACAACCUGGAAGAAUGGCAUCGUAUGCCUUCCGAACUUCGCGGAACCGAACUCAUCAAAUCCAUCCAAGACCGUGCUCAAUACGGCAAAGACGGACGGCACGAAGCCAUCCAAACCGACUACCAGACGUUGCGUAAUGUUUCGUCGGAUAUGGUGAGAGGUGGAAGACCUCCUGCUGGCCCCACCGAUCCUGGUACACCUAUUGAUGGUGGGAUUGAUCCUAAACCACGCUUCUCUCGGCGAGCGUCAGAGAUAAGCAUUGCCACCACCAUCACGGAUGUUGACGGCGGUUCAAUGAUAAGCCGUAUCCCACCCCGAUCAUGGUCUUCGGAACGGGGCAUUCCCUCGCCACCUCCGAACUCGGAAUGGGAUAGUAAAUCGCUUAUUAGCAGACCGGCUUCUCGUGCAACAACCCAUUUAGACAUCUCUGCGGCCGGUGCAAGACCAGCGCAGAACUUCAGGAUGUUAGCUGAUCCAAGCACCCCCUCUAACCCUACUACGCCAAGACCGGUGAUGGUAAAGGGAGAACCGAGUUACGAUUCGCUCGAUAUGGAGGCGGAGAUAAGGAGGAGGAGAGCGCAACAGAGGAAGGCUAGUGGAGCUGAGAUGUUGGGUGGUUGGUAUACUCCUAAAGCAGCGCAAGUGGCGGAGAGAGGUUUGGAGGGGUCUUCGGUGACAGCUGAAGCGGUGGCGGUGGGUGUGGAUGGGGGGGUGGAUAAACCAGUCCCACCUACUCCCAGCGUUCGAUGGGCCUCUGGAGAUAUCGUACCGGUGGAUGGAGGGAAGACACCAGACGGGCUCGGGUUGUCUAUGUCCUCAGCACCACCAGGAGAAGCAAAAUUCUCCGGUCCACCCCCAACUCCAGGUGUCGGAUACGCCGCAUCUUCAACCAGCACCACCACCAACGCCAACACCGAACUAGCAACAAUCCUCCAAGCCCUCAAAGCAAGCGAACAGGCACGCCAGACCCAGCUCCAACAACAAACCGAGAUUUCGCGCUACCUCAACGAACUCAACGCUUGGUUGGAGAGAGAUGUUGUUGACCGAAGUAAGGAGUGGAGGACUUUGGCUAGCGGAGUUACGCAACUGCAUGAUGAAUUGAAGGCUUUGAAGGAGGGUAUAACUUUGCCUGCUUCCGGAUCUGGUGAAUCUCUUUCCACGAUUCAGGGUGCGAAUGUCGCAGUGGAGACGCCGACGAUGCUUAGACCAGGGGUGACGGGUGCAGUUCCAGCAGUAACAGAAAGAGGGUCAUUGGCGAAGGUGGUUACUAUGGGAGAUAGUGCUACUGUCACUCCUUCCUCUCCUACUACUUCUGCAGCAGGGAGGAAGCGACCAGCGGGAACAAGGAAAUGGAACGAAAGUCGAUCAGAAUCUCCCUCUGCUCCCGGUAGCGGUGCUGAAACGUGGUAUAAGCCUGACGAUGCGCCCACUACCCCUAAAUCUCGCAGCACCACCAGAGGAGCCCUAUUGAUCCGUUCAGCACUGCGCGAAUGGGAGCGAUUCAAAACGAUGCAACGUUCCGCAGGCAAACCCGAAGCUCCACUCCCUCUUGAAGCCACUGGUAAUCCCGCGAUCGACUCGCAGUUGCCGCUACCAGAAUCUAUCUCGGAAGAAUUGAAGAAUGCAGCUGAUGCGGAGGAUAACACUCGAAUUGGAGAGUUGGUUAGGGCGAGUGCAGAGGCUGGGUAUGGGACUCAGGCGAUAAUUGAACUCACGCGAUAUGUCGAGUCCAAACCUGCAGAGGAGGAGGUCGAAGGGGAAGUGGAAGUGGAAGAGGAAGAGGAGGUUAGGGAAGGUGAGAGGGGAGUGGUGGAGAUGGCCACUCCUAUCCCAGCCAAGAUUGCGGCAGCGAAGGCGAAAGCAGCUCCCCCCUCCGCAGCCGUUAUUGAAGAAGAGGAACGUGAUUCGGAGCCAAUCUCAAACCCAACAACCGAAGCCCUCGCCCUCGCUGUCGAGGAGAUCUUGAAACAUCUCCUUUCCUCUAAAGAAGAAGCGAAACGUUCCGCCGUCGAAUCCGAGCAAACUCUGCUCAGCCUCAAAGAAAAGGAAAAAGCGGAACUAGUCGAUCUUCUAUACUCCCGCAUCUCUGCCGAUCGAGCUGCGGAGGAAGCAAAAGCUAAAGAACUCGACCCUAAAUCCGCCAUCGAAAACCUGGUUGCUGCUAUAAACUCGCAAAAGGAAGUAGAGGUAAAAUCGGCAGCUGCUGCCGAUGCAGCGUUACGACAAAUGACUUCCGAACUUCUCACUCGCACGUCCGAGCAGAAUCAAAAGUUGGUAGAAGCGGUUAAUGCAGCAAGUAGGGAUAUGUUGAAGAGCAACGUUCAAAUGCAUGCGGAAGAGUUUAAGAGAUUGUUGCAUAAGGAGGUUAGUGGGAUGUUUGAGGAUGUGGGGAAGAUAAGGGAGGUUAAGCGACAAAUGGAGUUUGAGAUUGCUGAUUUAUGGAGUAUCAAGAGCCGUCACUUGCAGCAAAAUGCAACCGGUUUGAUAGGGUUUAAUGUUUCUGGUGCCUUCCCUUCCUCGCCACCGCCUCCGCAACCUAUGGUGGGAGGGUAUGGAGGGAUGCCAAUGCCAAUGCCGGUUCCAAUGGGAAUGCCGAUGCCGAUGCAUCCUCCAGCACAUAUCUCACCCAUCCCCCCUCCGCAACCCGCACCAGCACCGGUAGCUCCGGGGGCAGACAGAGGCAUCGACUCCCUAAAAGCGCAGAAAAAAGCCGUCAAAGCAGCACUUAAACAAGCCGUAGCCGACUCAACACGCCCCGUCCCAGCACCAAUUCCAGCAGCAGCAACCCUCGCACCCGCCCCAGCCCCAGCAAACCCAGUCGCAUCAGCAGCACAAGUCGCAGCCACAGGUUUCCUAGCCAAGCGAAAAGACGUGCUUAAUCCGUUUAGUAUCAAUUUCGGACCCAGGGCUCCUGUUGCUAAGUAA